AUGGCUUCGAAACAAAGAAAGUCAUAUUUUAAUGCUGCUGCCACUGAUUUGAAGAAAAGGAUCAUGACACAACAAAUGCAGAGAAAUCCAUUAUUUAAUGCAUCGAUUGCAGAAUUUAGGAAAUCAAACAUACGACAUCAGCAAUCGAUUGUUCCUAAGAAACGAAAUGUAACAUCAUUUGUUAAAUUACCAACAGUUGUCAAAAAUAUACCAACAAAACUGUUGAAAACAAUUCAAUCAGCUCAAAGUCGAGAUACGCUUCAAUCUCACCAAACAUCUUCCACAGAGACAAGUCACUCUUCACUACCAAAACUACUAAAACCAAAGGCUUUAAAACUAGACGUACCAUCUAUAAAUGAUCAUGUUAUCAAGCACAAUCUGACACAAAAAGCGAUAUUACGAUGCAAAUCGCCACAGCCUCAAAGUCUAUUAAGUCGAUCGACUACUUUUAUUGGUCUUGAAUCUCUAGAACAACCAAAACCGUAUCAUCCGCUUCAGCGUAUGGAUGUGGGUUCACUACUUACGGAAUCUGCACGUAAUCGUCUGAAGCGUUUAUUUAAUAAACUUGAUACAGAUCAAGAUGGACACCUAUCAUAUUCACAAGUACAACGAUGUUUACCAUCCAUUUUUCCUCGUGCUCAAUUAACAUUUUUUCAUGUGCUAUACGAUAUAAUAAGUUCAACAACUUAUUUUGGUUUACAAGAAUUUUAUGCAACAGCUAUUAUUGUUGAAAUAGUAGCUAAACAAGAUUCACAGUUAUGGAAUACAUUGCUAAAUGAUGUAGAUUUCAAUUAUUAUCAUAAUAAUAUUUUUGAAUUACUUGAAGACUUUAAUAAUCAAUCUACAUGCGAUGUAGGGACAAUAACUUAUGAACAGCUAAUUGAAUUUAUUAGGAAAAGAACAGUGAACGGUAAAGUGGAACAUAUUUCACAUGAACUAGAAGAUGUUAUCCCAAAGAUUAAAACAACGAAAAUAAAUCGUCUAGAUUUCAUUGCACUUCUUCCAGCUAUAAUUUAUGUUGAAUCAACUCUUAAUCAUGGGCGAUCAUUAUUUCGCUUUCAAGAAAAUUCUUUACUCGAUUCACAUAUGCAACAAGCUUUACGAACUUAA
This is a messenger RNA of Rotaria socialis, 1110 nucleotides long. Lineage: Eukaryota; Metazoa; Rotifera; Eurotatoria; Philodinida; Philodinidae. The record is from the annotation of a GenBank genome assembly.